GAACACCGCGACGCGUUCGUCUCGACCCGACGACGCGCGUUCGAUACGCACGCGUAAAUGUUCGCAUGGACGUAUGAUCUCCCGCUCGGUGCGUACGCGUUCGGUGGGACCGUGCGCGAGGCGAGCGAGCAGCGAACGCAAAAGAUUGCCGUGAUUGUCAUCGGGUACGUGCUCGAGAUUUUCCUCGUCUUGGGCUACGCUCGAGCGGGCAAGAAGCGCAUGCAUCCUAAAUUUAGACUGAAUCGUCGACGAGCGAGGCGCCUGUUGGUGCACGUGGCCUUCGGAACGAUGGAGCUGACGUUGGGCGCGCGAGCGUUGCUGGUCGGCGGCGGCGCGAGGGGUACGAUGCGCGCGAGCGCGGCGUGCGUGUUGGUGAUCGCGCUCACGGCGAUGCUUCAAAUCGACGCAUCGUUUGGGACACCGUCUAUUAUAACUCCUGCAUUGCACAUUAUAAACACCGCGCACAUCGAAAAAGCGUUUCGAGUGCUGAUUGGAGCCGGCGCGCUUUCGUCAGACUCGAGCGGCGCCGUAUUGGAAAAUUUCAUCGACCAGCUCGUUCUCGCGCAGGGGUUCGUGUAUUCCAGAAUGUUUAUAUUUGCGUUCACGAAUGUUCCGGGUAUUAAGGAGCACCGGUACACGACAGGGGCAACUCUUGCACUGUUUUUAGUCAUACCAGCAGUGUACGGUCCCGUGGGUGCCCUCAUUGCCAUAGUCAUCAUUGCCGCGUAUUCCAACGCGUGCGGAUCCGAGGAAAGCGGAAAAGAACGCAAUUUUGCAGCUAUCUGUGGUAGAGUGAAUUCGUUGGUACGUUUGCGAAUCGGUAAGACGCCGUUACGGACAGCUUUUGAUGUGCUGGAUAAGGAUGGUAAUGGCACGUUAGAUGGGAGCGAGCUCCGUGAGCAAUUGUUCACGUGGGGCGUCGACGCACGAGACAUAAAAGAGCUUUUCGAGCGCAUCGAUAUCUCGAAUCGCGGAUCACUCUCCUUUGAGGAAAUUCUGAAUGACACGGCGGGGCAAGCGAUGCUUGAAUACAUCAGCGUUCUACUACAUGACAAUGAAUCGCUCGAUGGCGCGCCGCAUUCGUCUUCACGAGCAUCGAAAUUAGCGUAAUUAAUAGUCAU
Molecule: messenger RNA, 1121 nt
Organism: Ostreococcus lucimarinus CCE9901
Lineage: Eukaryota; Viridiplantae; Chlorophyta; Mamiellophyceae; Mamiellales; Bathycoccaceae
Exons: 1
Coding region: 58-1110 (350 amino acids)
Molecular function (GO): calcium ion binding
Source: RefSeq, a predicted model, not a curated record